AUAAAUAGGGUUGAAUUUCAAAGUAGGUUUCAAGCAUUUGAAUAACCUGAAUCGUGUGCAUGUUAAUUUUUGUUAAAGGUGGAUGACCUAGAUAUUUUCAGGUGUUUGAGGAAAAAAUUCGGAAUAUUAACUCAGUAAUAUACAUCUACUGCUAAGAUCAUAGCUUUUAAAGUGCAAUAAUGUUUCGACAAGAAGUAUUGAAAAAAUAUUGAUUAAAUUGAAAAAUCAAACUAUUUCUGCUUUUUCUAAAAUAUAUUCAUAGCAUAACAAAAUUAUAGUUUCAACAUUUAAUUUAAUUCAAGAGUCUUUUUUUUUUAUUUAAAUGCCCUUGAGUCAUUGUAAAAAAUUUGCCUCUCUAUUUACAUAAAUACAUUUUUCGUAUAUUUCAUUUCAGUAAUUUAAACCAGCAAAUCGGGGGACUAAUGGCAAAAUGAAAUAACUUUCUUCAAUAGUGCAUUCAUGCAGGAUUUUACAUGUAACAUUAUAUAAAAAAGUGUGCAGGGUGGUGUUUGUUUGUUCCUAGUUAAAGUGAUCACGCACCAUGAAAUAGAACAUAUUAAAAAAAAAUUCAGGUCAUAUCAUUAAAUUAUAGUACAGAUGUUAUUCAUUCAUUAAAGAAUUUGUGAUUUUAUAGAAACGCAAUGCCUGAACAGGCAUAUGCACUGGAUUUAUGCAAAAGAAAUAAGGAUGAUAAUGAUGGCGGUGAAGAAACGGGAAAGAACCAGACAGCUACCUCAACGUUAGUAUCAGCUGGGGACCAGUCAACUCAGGAAAUACGUUACAAGUUGCGACUCAUUGCAGACAGUCGGGUAGAGAAGUACGGACUUACAAAUGGCUACGAAUCUCUUGAAUACGACAAUGGGGAUGACGAUGAGAGUUUAAUUGUUGGCAACACGGACAGUCAAGACCUUGAAGAACUUGUGCCACAAGACCUCAGUUCAAAGGUCAAGGUCACACAGAAUGACCUGGUGUUGGAAAGGUCAGCUCGAGGUGAUAGUAAUGCAAACUCACCACAGGCAGGGAAUCAUGAGUUAAAUGACAUUUCAGCUGAAACCAAAGAAAAUCUUGAACAGCAUUCAAGCAGACAUUUCAAAGGAGAUAGUUUGGAGUGUCCUGUAUGUCAUGUGACUUUCAAAUCAAAAGAUGUGCUUCAUGAGCAUUUACUCACAACCCAGGACAUUCUGCACAUGAAAGUCAACAUCGCACAGCAAGACAUAAAUAACCGCAAGAGACAUCUAGACGAAGACAACAGGUCUGUAGAUUCUACAAGUCCUACUUCUCAUGAUACAGUUUCCGAGCACUCAGAUUUCAAUACUGACAGAGAUAACGAAAUGGCCAGUAAACGUCCACGAGAUGAACGACUAUCACCGCAGAGUCAGUAUCUUAGCGCAUUGCCUCCACAUUUAACGCCAGUAAAAGAAACAAGCUACGACAGUCAUAUGAGAGCGUAUGAAGCCUCGUUAAAGUCUUCAAACAGUGAGAUGGUAGACCCACAUGUAUGCCAGGUGUGUUCGAAGAUGUUUCCAAAGCCAAGUGAUCUGAAACGUCACAUGAUGUGUCAUACUGGAGAGAAACCGUUCAGAUGUGAGUAUUGCAAUAAACCAUUUCGAGCCAAAAGUAGCAUGCACUACCAUCUGAAAGCUACUCAUGGAGUGGAGAUAGAGUUGAGUCCCGGUCUAGAAGAACGCUACCUCCGCAUGAAAACUCGUGCACAGAUGAAUCUCCUUCAAAGAGGUCACCUAACGGGCCUACCACAAAUAUACGGGUCAGAAUCAGGAAAUUACCGCAGGGAAAAUGUUGAUUUUGAUGAUUUAGAUGAAGAUGCCAAGUCGACUGAUUCUUUUUGUCAAAAUAUGGGUACUGGAUCGGAUCUUGCAUUAGACACAAUAUCUCAGGGUAAAAAUGGUGAAACGGGUAAUGAUUCUAAAUUGGCAUUAGAUUUGAGCAAGUCGGGGAUCAGUAAUUUGACAAGUAGUGAAGUGCAGUCCACCAGUAAAGGCGAGGGAAUUGGUUUUGUCGAGGCACCAUUUAAGAGAAGCAGAUUAAGUGUUCAGAAUGAGACAAUCUUAGUUACCAGAUUAGACGGCCUUGACAUGAUCCGUGGAAAAAAUUCUUCUGUAUUCAAAUGCUACCUUUGCAGUGAAAUGCUUCCUUCCUUGGGCAAAAUGCAGAAUCACUUAUCAGUACAUUAUCAUAAAAAUAACGUUAAUUAUCAGUGUUGUUUUUGUGACAAAAUAUUUCAGCAGAAAGCUUACAUGCAGGACCAUAUGAGACGCAAGCAUUCCUCGGAUAUCUCAAGCUUAUGUAAUACCAAAGAUUCUUCAUUGAUAUACAAUGGUCAGUUAGAUGAGGACAGUUCGUUAUCAUGCAGAUUUUGUCUAAAAAAGUUUGAUAAUAUGAUCUCACUUCAUAAACACACACGCCUUCAUACCUGGAGUAAGAAUUAUUGUUGUAAGAUAUGUGGCAAAACAUUCAGCCAGUACACCAGUCUGCAGAUGCACAUUUCAAGACUUCACUGGAAAACUGCCGGAAAAUCCAAAGUGAGGUCAUCUUGGGUCAGAAGCAGACGGCACUUUGUUUGGAGAUUACCACCAAAGCUUCAUAAUGUUUUUCCUACAAAAGCAUCGGAACCUUUAAAUCUUAUGCGUAAAAGUAAAAAUCAAAAUAUUUCAGCGCUGCCAAAUCAAAAUUUCACCAUCGUAAUGCCACGGUCCCCAUCAACAGCAGACGGCAAUAUCUCUGAUGUAGCAGAUGCAGGUUUUUCCCAGCAUUCCUCAGACAAUAACUGGUCAGAAUCAAUGUCAGACAACCCUUUGCAUGAUACAGACGAUGGUGAUGUUGAAAUAAGAACUGCCCCGAAAAGGUCACUACUGCCAUUGAGGCGUGACAUGUCACCAAGGGGAAGAACCUCAAGAAAAUCCACACCAGUUCAUUUAUCAUAUCAAAACCACACAACCUCAGACAAUGAUUUACCUCUCAAUUUUUCAAAAUCUGACAGAAGUCCUCAGGAUACCAAUAACAAUGAGGCAUCAGAUGGCGCUUGUAACGGGGUAUCACCAGAGCUACAGCUACCCAUCACUGCCAGUAAUCCAGAAGCGAUCAUGCCUGGGUAUGCACUUGGCACCACCAAUCAUCUCCUGAUGGCAAAGGCUUUAGCGGCCCAUCAAUCACUUACUCAUCAUUUAAACAAUACCUCACAACCAAUGAUAUUUCCUCCAAACCACCUACCUCCGAGUCUAGCGGCAAUGAACCAGAUGAUGUCACUGCCAGUUAGCACACCCCUCAUGCCAGACCAACAUGCUGGUACCAGUAAAUCACCCUCGCCGGCCAGUCAUUCAUCAUCAAAAUCUGAUACCUCACCAGAAGAUCGUGACAGCAAGGACGGUAUACGUGAAAGUAUUCUCGGUUAUCCUAGGUUCCCGUUGGGUCAGGAGAAGGCUGGGCCUCUUUGGUCGUUCAACAUGUACAGUCCCCCAGAUACAGGUCAUACUGAUGGACGCAAAGUUACAUCUUUAUCUAGGACUCAUUCAAGACUUGGAAUUGUGCAAUCACCCAUCAACCGGGAAGCUAUGUGCAAAGCAACCACGCUAACAGACGGACGUACGGUAUAUAAAUGUCCAUUCUGUUCAAAAGAGUUUGUAUCCUAUUCAGAUAUCAAUCGGCACAUGGACUUCCAUGAAGGUAAGAUAAAAGACAUACGGCCGUACAAAUGUCAUUACUGCGACUACUACGCGAGAACGAACAGUCAGCUCAAGGUCCAUAUGAUGAGACAUCAAGGGAUAAGAGAGUUUUGUUGCAAACUCUGCAACUACAAGGGGGUCACUCAGUCUGACCUGAAUCGGCACAUGAAGUCCCAGAUACACAUGUUGAAGUCCCGUAAUGCAUGCACUUAUUGUGGGGAAGGGUUUGUGACUACGAAAAAUUUAGAAAAACAUCUCGAUGGCAACUGCAUUGUGAAAAUGCAGAAACUACACGGUGGACUAGAUCUACCUCUGCAAGAAAGAGUAGCUUAAAAGAGCUGAAUUUUAUCUGUAUUUGAAAAAGAUGAGGCUAUUUUUAUCUUCACCAAAAAGAGUGAAGUGGACCAAAACUACCUCUAAAUGGAGAGUAUCUUCUAAGGGGAGAUAAUUUAUGUUUGAAGGGAUGAGUAGUCUAGGUUGUAUAUGGUAAAUUAGUUGAUAUUUUGAUUGUUUUUAAUUGACUACCUCCAUGAUGAGAGUUUGCAUUAAUGUCAUAUUAUGUAGUACACAGAAAGGUUGGGAAUUUUUAUCGUACUACCUCUGCCUAAGGAACUAUUUUAAAAUUGCAAGACAUUUAUGCUAAAUCUACCUCAAAGGUAUUUCUUAAAUUUCUCUUUUUUUUCACUUUCACAUCAGCCUACAAACAAAAACGGGUAUGUAGAGGCUGUCCUGUCAUAGCUCUGAUGUUUGGUCCACCAAAUCUGUAGCAGGGUUCUUGCCAUAUUUCGACUUUGAUGUUGCUUGAUUUAGAUUGCAUUUGUACAUCAUUCUUAAGAUCUUGAGAGGUGAUAGUAACUCCUUUGUGAAUUUGAAAGAUAUCUUUAGCAAUAACAUUUUUAUGGCAAAUUUUUUUUUCUUCCCAGUGUCAAAUUCUGUCAUAGGUCAGUUAUUUUUCUCUAUAAAUUUAUUAGGGAGCUGUGGCUUUUAUAUUUUACUUAGAAAUCCUGAAAGUUUUGUAACAGUAAGUAAAGCUAAAACUUCAGUUUUAAUUUUUUUAUGUCCAUAAAGGACUAAAUUUGCUAUGGAAAAUUAUGGACCUCAUCAAAAUCUUUCUUCAAAGAUAAUUCAAAAAAGAAAAUUGAGAAAAUACUAACUCCUGGAGGUUUAUAGAAUGGGUAGCAUACCUUGGGUUUAUAACUCCUGGAGGUUUAUAGAAUGGGUAGUAUACCCUAGGUUUAUAGAGAAAUCAAGGAAAACCCUCGUUUUGGAAAAUGUGGACCAGACUGCAGCAUUUGCAUCAACUUUGAUAACAGUUAAUGAAAAUGUAUCCUUUUUUGAAAGGUUGGUUUAGAAAACUAUAUCAGAAGAAACUCUGUUAUUAAGAUGUUUAUAAGAAGAAAAUAGUUUAUCAUUAUUUAGGAUCAUUGUUAUGUUUGUUUGUAUAUUGCCUUUUUGCAAGUAUUUCUUUUGAUUUUCAAUGUGAUAUUUGUCAUAAUUGAAAUAUAUUUAUAAAGAAAACCAUUCCUUUAUGUGAAUUCCAAUUGCAAGCAUUCCAAGAUGUUUGGUUAUAUUGAUGUUAUUGCUUAUGAUUCUUAAGAUUUUUUUGUUUGUCAAAACAUGAGAGAAGAUAUGUUGAAGAAAAUUGUAAACUGGGAAAUAUGAUAGUGUAGUUUGUUGUGUGAUGUUGGCCUUGACAAAAGCUUGAUAAGUUCACUGACCAUAAUUAUGAGAAACUUGUAUAUUCACUUAUUAGUGAAGAUGUUACGUAUUGCUGGAAUAACCCCUAUUGUUGUGUUUUAUAAAAGGUGUUGUGUUUGUACAGCCUAAAGUGUGAAAUGUAAAUUUAAAUAAUUUCGAGAGGUAAAAUGUUGGCUUUGUGUGGAUUGUUUACUUUGCACAAUUUUUAUUCAGGCUGAUAUAAUUUAUCAUGUGUUUGUAUCAGAAAAUGGGUUGUCAAAAACAUUCAGCAGCUUUGUUGGUUUAAUGUUAUACCCUAAAAGUUAUUGUUAUGCCUUACUGUUAAAUCUAUAAUUAUAGUCCAUUCCAUUGGCCUAAAAGGUACUAGUGAUAAAAUGUGGUGGCGCAAAACAUUGAUAUUGACCUGUGCUAAAGUCCCAGUUAGCAUGCCUGUUAUAAUUCAGCAGUGACGUUUUAACUAUAUGAAGUCCUACACAAAUUUAGACCAUAACACUUGGUCAUAUCUACCAACUUCUGCAGUUUUCCAAUUUAAUGACUCCUUUCUUCAAAUAACCCGAACGUUUUCAAUUUCAAUCAGGAAGCAGUUUUUGCUUUUUAGGGUCCAUUGAUAUGAUGACUUAUUAACCUGUUAAAAAGGAUAUCAGCGUGGGGCUUUUCCCAUUGUUAAUAUCAUUUUUCCUAGAUUGAUAAAUCUUCGUAUCAUCUGACCUGAAAAACAAUAAUUGUACAAAACUUUACUGAGAGGCAGGAGUGUGAAUUUCUUCCGAUUCUAAUUAAGGUUUGUAAUGAUUUAAUUUAAAAGAUUUUGAUAAGGAAAGUGUAACUUUAUUUUUGUCAGAGAUUAUAUUUUAAAGUUGACCUAAAUUGUGCCUAAGAGAUUAUAUGAUACUGGUAUGACAGUCUACCUCAGUUUUAGAUACGUUUUGCAUACAAAGAAAAAACAACUUGAAUUUAUUUCCCAGUUUACAGUUUCUUGCAUUUGCCAUGUUUUGUCAGAAAUGAGUCAAUAUUUCCAAGUUGUAGUUCAAUGUUUUGAAUUAAAGCACAAAUGAUAGGAAUGGAAAUUUUUUACAUUUUUAAAUAUAUGAAUUAAGUCUUAAAACAGGGAUGAAUAUUGUCCAGAAUUUUAAUGUGUGAUGUUUAUAACUUACUUGUUUGGGGGAAUAUGAACACAAUUUGUGAUAGAAUGUUAUGUUUUGUAAAGAUUUAUAUAGAAAAUUAUAACAAAGUAGAAGUAGAACAUUAUAUGACUUACAAGAUAGUAUUAUAGAAUGUUUCAUGUCUGUGUAUUUUUGUCUGUGUUAAUUGUUGAAUCAUUGGAUGUUAAUUGGCACAUUUUGUGAAGUUAGACCAAAGAUGAUCAGGAUCAUAAAAUUCCUCCUUUUUCCCCCCCCCCCCCAAAAAAAAACCAACAAGAAAUAUAAUUAGUAGUAUCAUAACAAAAACGUAUGUCUAUAUAUGUAAUUGUGUAAUAUUUUGAGAGGUUGUAGCUUUACUACUAUGUGCAAUCCUUCUAUAUAAUGUGUCUGCAAAGGUAUAUCGGAGUAAUCUACUGUAAAAUCAUUUAAUUUCAUGGACAUGAAAUUUCAUGGUUUUGGUCAAAACGACAAUUUCUUGGGGAUAUGAAUUUGUGGAUUUCAGCUUUUGAACUUAAAAUGAAUGGGAAUUUUACUUGUUAGUUGGGAUUAAAUUUCGUGGAUUGACUCAAUCACGAAAAUUAGUUGCCCACGAAUAUUAAUACAGUAUUCACGUAGCCUGCAAGACAUAAUUCUACAUGUUUAGAACUUUACAAGUACAAGUAAACUUUUAAUUUAUUACAUUUAGCAUUACCAGACUUACAUAAUGUAUUUGUAAAAAGCUGAAAUCACAAAGUGCAGAAGGUUGGUAUAAAUAAAAGUGUGGAAUAAACCGGUGUUGAGAGCUUUAUUGUAAAUAUGAAUGGUCACCAAACAGUGUUGGUGGCUUGUAAUUUUUGUUUCUUUGUUGUUUUCUGUCCAUUAAAAAUAUAUAUAGUUGUUUUGUUACAUGCCAGAUUUUAUGACUUUUUGUAUUUGAUUUUGUAGAUAUUCUUGUAAUUACAUUUAAUCAAAAUUACAUUAUUUUCCUAUACAUGUUUUCAGAGAUAGACCUACCUGAUUGAUAUUAUCCCAUUAAGUCACAUGUAAUAUAAUUAUGUUGUAGAACCAAACAUGAUUUCAUGCCAUUUUGCCAGUACAGAUAAUUUUGUACCAGAUUUAUAUUUCUUCUGAAUUUGAAAAUUAUUCUUUUGUUGUCAUUUUAAUUCUUACUGUUUGGACACAUUGGAUAAAGUAUGUUUCUGAACUGUAAACUUUAUGUAAUUUUGGGGAAAUAAGAUAGAUCGCUAGAAAUAGGAAAAAAAGUUUACAAUGAAACAAUUUGCUUAAUGUUUUUUUGUUUUGUUUUUUUCUGAAUUCCAUAGUUUGCCUGUAUUCUUUACAAUUAAAGGGCCGACUUGGUUCUCCAGGCAACUUUUAUCAGUUAUCUGCUUACAGCUAUAACAUGGAAAUUUAAUGGCCAUUACGCCCAGCAUGAAUUGCAAGAGAGCAAUUAAUUUGGUCAGUUUUCGGAAUCAGGUGUGUGUUGUUACAUGUUGAAAUUUCACACUAAGCAUGUAUGCUGUAUAAAUAUCUCUGAGAGAAAAUACAAGUUGAACUCUGAAUCUCUAAAAAAUAUUCACAAAAAAAAAAAAAAGAUAAAAAUA
Mercenaria mercenaria is the source of this 8100-nucleotide messenger RNA. RefSeq names its product zinc finger protein 236-like. Lineage: Eukaryota; Metazoa; Mollusca; Bivalvia; Venerida; Veneridae. Gene Ontology annotation, molecular function: DNA-binding transcription factor activity; RNA polymerase II cis-regulatory region sequence-specific DNA binding. Gene Ontology annotation, biological process: regulation of transcription by RNA polymerase II. Bases 642 to 4013 code for a protein of 1123 amino acids. The transcript is spliced from 7 exons. Gene Ontology annotation, cellular component: nucleus. The record is from RefSeq and is a predicted model, not a curated record.